GUUGCCUCUUGUGUAAGGCUUCUUCUUCACUUUCACAUUUUGUUCCAUAGAGAGAGAGAAUCAGAGGCCAUUCUUCUAGGGGAUUAAACUUCAUUACCUUCUAAAGUAUAAUAAAUUAAAAAAAAAAUUCUUAAGAAUUAUAAUAUUCCUUUGGAACUAGGUUCGUGGCAGGCACCCCACAAUUCACAAACCUGAGGUUUGAAUUUUGGGUGGUGCUUCCUCUGAAUUUGUCAAAUUCAGAAAUCAGAAUCUAGUUCCAACUCCAUAUUGAUCGUUGCAAUACAACAAUAACAGAGUUUCUGGCGGUGCAACUAUUAGCGGUUGAAAAUGUUGGGGGAUUUCAUUAAUCGGUGCCUCAUACUUCUUCUGGGGUAUGCGUACCCUGGAUUCGAAUGCUAUAAAACAGUGGAGAAAAAUAGGGUGGAUAUAGAAGAGCUUCGAUUCUGGUGCAAAUACUGGAUCAUUGUGGCCCUCUUCACAGUACUGGAAAAGUUUGCAGAUAUCUUUCUUGCAUGGAUUCCAAUGUACGGAGAGACGAAACUGAUUCUCUUUGUCUACAUGUGGUAUCCCAAAACAAAGGGUACGGGAUAUAUUUAUGAGACCGUGUUGCGGCCCUGCAUAUCAAGGCACGAAAAUGAGAUUGACAGGAAAUUGCUAGAGUGGAGGGCAAGGGCAUGGGACUAUGUGAUAUUUUACUGGCAAUAUUGCGCGCAAUUCGGGCAUUCUGCAUUUCUCAUGGCGCUUCAGCAAUUAGCUACUCAAUCUACAAAAAUUAUUCCUACCCCAGCAGCAACUCAGAAAAACGUGAACGAUGCACAGGUCCAAACCGCUGCAGCAGAAAUGACUGUAAAACAAGCAUCUUUCCAGAUGAAGCAAAACAGCACCUUGAGCAAGAGCAAGAAGUGGCCGCCAAGUCCCCCAACAUCACCGACCGCCACCACAAAUACAAUUCACCGCAGCAGCAGCACCAUCUCAGAGACUCCUCGAAAGUCUAAAACCAUGCACCAGGUUCCGGUCGAUCAUUCCUCUUCGGAAGAGUAUUUAGAAGAGGAAGAGGCAUUGAUGGACCCUGAACCUGUUACAUUAGAUCAGGAAGUAAAAGAUGAUGAGCAGCGCGUGGGUGUGAGCGUGAGGGACAGGAUCAACCGCGCUCGCGCGAGGCUAAGGAGGUUAGAUUCCUCACAAACCCCCAAAACACCGCGAACACCACAAAAACGACAGCAGUAACAGCAACAUUUGUACAUAGUGUCACCUUAAUUAUCCCCUUGGAGAAAAAUGGUGAAAAAUGAAAUUAGACUCUGCUUUCUUUUUCUUUCUUAUUCUAAAAGUUGUUGUUCAUUUAUAUAUGUACACUUUUAUUCUAGUAACACGCUUUGCGAAUUUGCAAAGUUGAGUUCAA
This is a messenger RNA of Lotus japonicus, 1399 nucleotides long. RefSeq names its product HVA22-like protein j. Lineage: Eukaryota; Viridiplantae; Streptophyta; Magnoliopsida; Fabales; Fabaceae. The record is from RefSeq and is a predicted model, not a curated record. The coding region runs from base 328 to 1227 and encodes 299 amino acids. The transcript is spliced from 6 exons.